This is a messenger RNA of Corythoichthys intestinalis (scribbled pipefish), 2766 nucleotides long. Its product is annotated as C-C chemokine receptor type 3-like. Gene Ontology annotation, cellular component: membrane; external side of plasma membrane. Gene Ontology annotation, biological process: G protein-coupled receptor signaling pathway; immune response; cell chemotaxis. Lineage: Eukaryota; Metazoa; Chordata; Actinopteri; Syngnathiformes; Syngnathidae. The coding region runs from base 97 to 1191 and encodes 364 amino acids. Gene Ontology annotation, molecular function: C-C chemokine receptor activity; C-C chemokine binding. The record is from RefSeq and is a predicted model, not a curated record. The transcript is spliced from 2 exons.
UGUGUCCACGUCUUCUAGAAUUACUGGCUUCCCUACUUUCAAAGUCUCCAUCUGCAGUCACUGACUCAAGUGCUUCCUUGUUGUCUCCGUGCUUGAAUGCCUGACAUGGAAAGCAGCACUGGACAAUCGCCAACCAUGGACAUAAUUGAUGAGAAUUUUUUCGAUUUCUUGGAGAUUUUUAAAAUGAAUGUGACAUAUGACCCAAGAUCUGUGGUUGGUACAGAUGAAAUACUCUGUAAUAAGUCAAAUGUCAAUAAGUUUGGCUCUGCUUUCAACCCAGCUUUCUUCUAUGUCAAUUUCCUUCUGAGUUACCUUGGUAAUGGGCUCGUCCUAUACAUCAUCUACAAGUAUGAGAAGCUCAACACGGUGACAAACAUUUUUCUGCUCAAUCUGGUCCUCUCCAACAUCCUUUUUGCCACCAGUCUUCCAUUUUGGGCAAAAUAUCAUCAGUCUGAAUGGAUUUUUGGAAAUGUUUUGUGCAAAAUGGUCAGCAGCGCCUACUUCAUUGGUUUCUACAGCUCCAUCCUUUUCCUCACACUCAUGACAUUUGACCGAUACCUUGCAGUGGUGCAUGCAGUGGCAGCUUCCAAGAGCAGAAAGAGGAGCUAUGCCUUCAUUUCUUCUGCAGUGGUUUGGUGCAUCAGUAUUAUAGCCAGCAUGAAAGAGCUGGUUCUCCAGAAUGUGUGGAAGCCUCCACUCAACGGGCUGGUGUGUGAGGAGUCGGGAUACCCUGAAUUUACAAUGGCAUUCUGGCGUCUGGUCACUUACUAUCAACAAGUUUUGGUUUUCUUCCUCCUCCCUCUGCUCAUGGUGACUUAUUGCUACACUAGCAUCACUAUCCGCAUCCUAUCCACACGAAUGAAGGACAAAUUUCGUGCCAUCAAACUGAUAUUCGUCAUCAUUUUCACCUUCUUCAUCUGUUGGACCCCGUACAAUAUCGUCAUCCUCCUUCACGCCAUACAGAGCUCCAGUUCGGAGGUUGAUUGUGCAUACUCUGACAAGCUAGACUAUGCAUUGUUUGUGACCAGAAAUAUAGCCUACCUCUACUGUUGCAUUAGUCCAGUGUUUUACACAUUUGUGGGUAAAAAGUUCCAGAGUCACUUCAAAAGGCUACUUGUUAAGAAAAUCCCUUGUUUGGGGAGGCACAUAAGUCUUAACAGCCAAAGCACAAGAUCCACAUCACAGAACUGAAAAAUAUGAAUUGAUAUUGCAGUGGUUAAUAAUAAUGCAUAGAUUCUUUUUUGUUCAUCAAAUUUGAUUAAUCUCUAUAAACCUAUUGAGCAGGUUCCCAUUAGACGAUGACUAUCCAUUGCUGAAUCAGUAAAAUGGCACGCUGUAUGAAUUUGAGUCAGAACUUCAUGGUGAAAUCAUGUUGAAACAACAUAAGUAUUAGCUUUAAGUAUUGUACACACAAUUUAAGGAUGAUGUAGAAUUUAUAAAGAUGACCUACUGCAGAAUUUUAAGACACACACAUACACACUAACUAUUUAAUGCAAAAUUCAAGUCUGACUUCAAUGCCAUUUGUCAUCCAUUGUGAUUUAAUUGCAUUUGCUUUUGUAAGUCAAACCACUCUGCACGAGGCCAGAUGACAAUGACAUCUGGUCACUGUCGGUGACAAUGUGACAUCAAACUGCACUUAAAUGUGCAAGUACAGUACCUGCCCACUUCAGUGCUUUCUUCACGGCCCAUUUCGUGAAGAUGGACUAUAGAAUGUGUGCAUAUCCUGGUUCUCUGACAGAGUGUUGUCGAGUCACACCAAGCCAUCCAAAUGUAUACUUGUGCAAUUGCUGUGGUUUAUUGAAAUGGUGUACUUUUGCCACACGACCUGUACCUGUCUUUACUCUUAUUUUUCCAUGGCUCCUGUAGAGACACCGUGUGCAGGGGUAAAUGCCGUUCAGUGCUGCAAACCUGCAAAGAAAACCAGCAUAUCCUGGUUUUUAUACUCGCCAAACCAGACGCAAUCCAGCAAUGUUCUGAUAGCUGGACCAGUUGCAAAACACAUCAAAUCCAGCAAGGUUCUGAUGGAUUUGUCAUGUUUUGUGAUUUGUUUUGCUGGAACAGGAAACUGAAACUUUCUUAGCAGGCUAGGCCAGCAGAGGAGUCAUUGCUAAACCCAAAAACUCACAUUGCAAGGGUAUAGGUUCGGUCUCAACAUUGGUAUGGACAAUAUAACAACAUAACCUGCAUGUACACUUUUUGCUGAGGGCAAGACAUUAAUAAGACCAAACAAAUUGGGUAAACGGGGGUCAGGGCUACAUUUCUCACAAAUAUGAACAUAAUUAAUUGAUAGGCUAAAUGAUCAAUGCAAAAAUCUGUAUUGACUAUGGGUGUAACGGUACACAAAAAUCUCGGUUCGGUACGUACCUCGGUUUUGAGGUACGGUUGGGUUCAUUUUCGGUACAGUAAGAAAACAAAAUGCAAAAUAUAAAUGUGCUAUUUGUUUGUUACACACCUUUGUGCUUUCAACAAUAGGAACAUUAGACUAUACAAAGCUAGAAUUCUGCUCAAAAAGGUAGCAGGUAUUUAUAGAUAAUUCAACAACAAUUUGCCUUUCAGACCCCGCGUAUUGGUCAGAAAGAAAGAAAAAAGAAGUCCUGUGCUAAAGAGAAAAGCAAUCCCAAUGACAAAGAUUUUAACAUGCAUUUUACAAAUGAAACGCCUCAAUGAAUCAUUUUUUUCAUAUGAAUGGUUUUCAAAAGCUUUAUUGGUGCAUUUUCUCAAGUUAAAGUGCCACACAGAAAUUAAUAAAUUCAAAUGUGUAAGCAG